AUGACAGCGCAACGCGUGCUCAUCUACUUGUUACGGCGAGACCUACGACUCGUCGACAAUCCAGUCUUUCAUGAAAUCCACAAGCUAUCGCAACAGCCCCAGUGUCCCUUCAGCCAUGUCUUGCCACUUUACAUUUUCCCAGCUCAGCAGAUAGAGGUGUCGGGGUUUCUCGCCGAUCCGGACUCAAAGUCGCCAUACCCAGAGGCCCGUUCAGAGGUCGGCAGAUUCUGGCGAUGUGGUCCGCACAGAGUGAAGUUCCUUGCAGAGUCCGUUUGGGAUAUGAAGCUGCAGCUUGAGAAGGCAGGAAGCGGCCUCCUUAUCCGAGUUGGUCUGCUUGGGCAAGUCGUAGAAGACCUGUUGCGGCAAUUCCAACAGGCAGAGGAAGAAAUCUCGGUGGCAGGAGUCUGGAUGACCGAGGAGGAAGGUGUCGAGGAAAAAAGGGACGAACGUAAUGUGAGAAACGCAGCCGAGAAGUUUGGGGUUAAUUUUAGGCUGUGGCUGGACGAGAAGUAUUUCAUUGAUGACCGCGACCUUCCCUUUGAUAAACCUACAGAUCUCCCGGACAUCUUUACAAGUUACCGAAAAUCAGUGGAACCGUUGAGGGAUGCGCCACGGAAGCCUGUGCCGAAGCCGUCAUCACUGCCGCGAUUGCCAUCUCCUGUUCCCGCAACGACACAGCCCUUCUCGAUUCCUGCGACGUACGAGGGGCUGGAGUCGGCACUGAUGAAGCCUCUCAAAGACAACCCUCCGCUUCCGAAGCCGCCAUCUUUCCCAACCUCAGGAGUCAAAACUGCUCACCCCUACCAAGGAGGUACGUCUGGCGGGCUGAGACGCGUACAGUCGCUGAUCGGGUCGGGCGCUAUGACCAGAUACAAAGACACCCGCAAUGGCUUGCUUGGGACAGACUUCUCCACCAAGCUCUCGGCGUGGCUCGCACUGGGAUGCAUCACCGCCCGCCAGGUACACUUUCAACUUCUCGACUUCGAGGACGGGCGAGAUGAUCAGUACAAAGGUACCGAAGGGUACGGCAAAGGCGAGAACAAGGGUACCGCCGCUGUUCGCUUUGAGCUCUUGUGGCGAGACUAUAUGAGGCUGUGUGCCCGGAAAUUCGGCCCUCGCCUGUUCCGGCUGGAAGGGUUCCGGAACGAUACGUCUUACCCGUGGAAGACGCCAGGUACCAAAGGAAGUGGUCCCGAGGUGGCGACGAUGCUCGAGCGAUUUCUGCGGGGCACGACGGGGACAUCUCUGAUCGAUGCGAGUCAGCGCGAACUCUUCCUCACGGGAUACACCAGCAACCGAGCACGACAGAAUGUGGCAAGCUACCUGGCCAAGCAUCUGGGCGUGAACUGGAAGCUAGGGGCUGAAUGGUACGAAUGCAUGCUGACUGACUACGACGUCAGUUCCAAUUGGGGCAACUGGCAAUAUGUCGCUGGAGUGGGCAACGACCCACGGGGGGAGGCGAGAGUAUUCAAUCCGGUCAAGCAAUGUUGUGACUAUGAUCCCCAGGGCGAAUACUGCAAGGCGUGGGUCGAGGAGCUGCGCGGCCUUGACGAUCCGCAGGAGAUUUUCCAGCCGUGGAAAGUCAGCAAAGCAAGCAGGGCCGAGCUGGGACUUGCGGGCCUCGAGUCGGUUGAGUAUUCGUUGAAGAGGAUCGACUUUAAAGUCGGUGGGAAGGGCAGAGGCGGUAAUGGAGGUGUUCGUAACGGAGGCAGUAGCAGAGGGAAGGCUAAUGGAGGUGGAGAAGGCGGACGAGGGCGAGGAGGAGGUAGCUUCGGUACGAGAGGCGCAUAUCGAGGACAGGGCAAAGGCAAUCGACGUGGUGGGUUUGGUCGUCAGGGUAUUAUGGACAAAGCUGCUGGUCAAGUAGCGGCCAAUGGACAGUCGCAUUGA
Molecule: messenger RNA, 1890 nt
Organism: Cladophialophora yegresii CBS 114405
Lineage: Eukaryota; Fungi; Ascomycota; Eurotiomycetes; Chaetothyriales; Herpotrichiellaceae
Exons: 2
Coding region: 1-1890 (629 amino acids)
Biological process (GO): photoreactive repair
Molecular function (GO): deoxyribodipyrimidine photo-lyase activity; FAD binding; damaged DNA binding
Source: RefSeq, a predicted model, not a curated record